Messenger RNA from Pangasianodon hypophthalmus (striped catfish), 7324 nucleotides. It is a transcript of the gene ptprga, whose product is annotated as protein tyrosine phosphatase receptor type Ga. Gene Ontology annotation, biological process: protein dephosphorylation. Lineage: Eukaryota; Metazoa; Chordata; Actinopteri; Siluriformes; Pangasiidae. Bases 725 to 4969 code for a protein of 1414 amino acids. Gene Ontology annotation, molecular function: protein tyrosine phosphatase activity; protein binding. The transcript is spliced from 30 exons. The record is from RefSeq and is a predicted model, not a curated record.
UUUUUGUGUGUGUCUGUGUGAAUCACUACGCAUGUUGCACUCUUUUCAGUGCUUUCUUUAGAGCAGGGUAGUGUAGUAGAAAUGUGCGAUUUCGGAUGUAGGAUGUUUCCUUAAAAAAAAAAAAAAAGUGCACGCGAUUCCUCGGCGCUAGGAUCCGGCGGCGCUCGCUCUCUCGCGCUCUCCCUCUCUCUCUCUCUCUCUCUCUCUCUCCCUCUCUCUCUCCCCCUUUUUUCUCCCGAGCCUGUUUGAAAGUCUCCGCCACACUUCGGCUACUUCCUGGAUGGCGGAAUGGAGAGCUUCCAGCGCCGCUGCUCUGACUCUGCCGUCUCUUGUGUCCUGGCGUGAAAGCGUCGCGCGCUUGACUCCGCGCGCUUCCUUGGCUUGGCCGCACGAGCCGCGAAAAUCUCGUGUCCACUCCAGCUUCCACGCGCGCCGUCAUGUUUUUACCUCAGGAGUAACGGUCUGAGGGGCUUUAAGAAAAGAGAAAGAAAGAGAGGAGGAGGAGAAGAAGAAGAAGAGGAGGAAGAAAAACUGUUUCCUGGACGAACUUAACAGAAAAUUCCUGCGAGUGAUUCGUGAAGCUUCCUCCUGGCGUAAAAAAAACAGUUACAGUUUGUUUUUUUUCGCCUUUGUUUGUUUGUUUGUUUGUUUUUAAACCGGACGUUUUUUAGGAUAACUCCAGUCAACAGUUGCUCCGUGGCCGGCUGUCGAUGUGCGCUGUGCCAUGCCGAGGCUUCAGCAACCGGGUCGCUGCUGCUGGAUUCUGGCUUUAACGCUGGCAGCCUGCGCGCUCCUCCGGGCCCACGCGCAUCCCGCGCUGUCCGGAGGCGAUCAGGUGGAACGGCAUGGCUGGGCGACCGGGGACAGACACCGCAGAGCUGCUGAGGAACCUUACUGGGCAUACUCAGGGGCAUAUGGACCAGAGACGGGAUGGGCGUCUGCUUAUCCAGAGUGCCAGGAGAGGAACCAAUCGCCAAUCAAUAUAGCCGACCAGGAUACCAGGGUCUCGAUGGAAUACCAGGAGCUCCUCCUGGACGGCUUUGAAGCAGAAUCGUCUAACAAGACGUCAAUGAAGAACACAGGCAAAACUGUGGCCAUCCUGCUGAAGGACGACUACUUUGUGCAAGGUGCGGGUCUGCCGGGUCGCUUUAAAGCUGAGAAGGUGGAGUUCCACUGGGGCCAGAGCAACGGUUCAGAUGGCUCAGAGCACAGCAUCAACGGCAGGAGGUUCCCCGUUGAGAUGCAGAUCUACAUGUACAACUCGGACGAUUUUGACAGCCUUAACGCAGCCAUCAGGGAGAAGCGGGUCAUCGCCGCUAUGGCCGUCUUCUUUCAGGUUGGACAGAAGGACAAUCCUGCGGUAGACCCUAUAAUCCACGGUCUGAGAGGAGUCGUGCAUCACGAGAAAGAGACAUUUCUGGAGCCUUUCGUUCUGAGGGACCUGUUGCCGUCCUCUAUUGGGAGUUAUUACCGGUAUGUUGGCUCUCUCACUACUCCACCCUGCAGUAAAGUAGUGGAGUGGAUCGUCUUCAGCCGGCCCGUCUUCCUGUCCUACAGACAGUUGGAGGCAUUCUACUCCAUCUUCACCACCGAGCAGCAGGACCAUGUGAAGUCAGUGGAAUACCUCCGGAAUAACGUCCGCCCACUGCAGAGUCUGGACAACCGGGAAGUGUACAAGUCCGCCGUCAAAGACGCCUGGCUGCCCUAUCUGACUGAUCCCUACGGCACUGAGUCCUCCAAAGCCUGCAGCAGCGCUCCCAUCAACAUGCAAGUUCAGCCUCUGAAUAAAACAGCCCUGGUGGUGCGAUGGUCCCGCCCCGAGAUCACCUACGACCCGCCCAUUGUCAGCUACCUCAUCUCCUACAGUUGGACCCGAAACGACGAGGAGUACGAGGAGACGUACGUCAAAGGCAGUGACCAAAAACUGGAGGCCGUUAUCAAGCCAGUUUCACCAGACGUGCUGUAUCUCUUCCGAGUCCAGGCUGUGUGCUUGAACGACAAACGCAGUGACUUCAGCCAGAGCAUGCUGUUCAGAGCAAAUACCACCAGAAUAUUCGAAGGGACGAGGAUAGUGAAAACAGGAAUGCCCACGGUGUCUCCCGCAUCCUCGGCCGACAUGGCUCCCAUUAGCUCCGGCUCAUCCACCUGGACCUCCUCGGGCCUGCCCUUUUCCUUCGUCUCCAUGGCGACUGGCAUAGGCCCCUCCUCCAGCGGUAGCCAGGCCACGGUGGCAUCCGUGGUAACCAGCACUCUCCUGGCAGGGCUGGGCUUCAGCGGCGGCGUCAUCUCCUCCUUCCCCAGCUCAGCUUGGCCCAGUCUCCGCCCCCCAACCCAAACACCACCCACCACAGCAGAACAGGCUCCGCCCACCCCAGAAAACUCCCAGAACCAAGGCUCAGAUGACAACGCCGGAGGAGAGAAGACCGUCAAGGCCGAAGGUGAGGAGGGUGAGAGGGACGGCGAGGAAGAGGAAGAAAAGGAUGAAGAAGAAGAUAAAGGAGCAGAGGGCAAAACAGUGAAGAACGCCCCAGAUGAUGUUCAGACGCAGGUGAAUAGUUCAGCAGACCAAGAGCCUCCCAAAACAGCGCCCGACUCCACCGCCAAGGAGAAAGGAGGGAGAAAGAAGGAGGAGGACGGAGCGACGGCAUCCACUGUACCACAGGACACGCAGACAGAAAGAACAGAAGAUGAGGAGGAAGCCACUGUGACCCCCAGUACAGAGCCUGGGAUUGUGGGAAAUGACAGCGUGGUGCUCCAGUCCCCAGAAGCCCCUCCAAAGGGUGGGAAAGGCAGCAUGGGGGACAGGAGUCAGUGGCCUUUCUCCUUUCAUACAGAGCGGACUAUAGUCUCCAAUAUGAGGCCAGUUCCCGGUUCAGGCAGGAUGGAGUGGAUCAUUCCUCUAGUAGUGGUGUCUGCUCUCACCUUCCUCUGCCUCAUCCUCCUCCUCGCUGUCCUCGUCUACUGGAGGAUGAACAGAUUGUGUUGUCUCCUGUGUGUGAAGUACAGGAGGUGUUUCCAGACUGCUCAUUUCUAUGUGGAGGACAGCAGCUCUCCACGAGUGGUGCCCAAUGAGAGUAUUCCAGUCAUCCCCAUCCCAGACGACAUGGAGGCCAUCCCCGUCAAACAGUUUAUUAAGCACAUAUCAGAUCUGUAUGCAAACAACCAGCAUGGAUUCUCUGAAGAUUUUGAGGAAGUACAGCGUUGCACGGCCGAUAUGAAGAUCACAUCAGAACAUUCAAAUCAUCCAGACAACAAGCACAAGAACAGAUACAUCAACAUCGUAGCGUAUGAUCACAGUCGAGUGAAGCUGAGGCCAUUAGCCGGCAAGGAUUCCAAACACAGUGACUACAUCAAUGCUAACUAUGUGGACGGUUACAACAAGCCGAAGGCAUACAUUGCUGCUCAGGGUCCCCUCAAGUCCACCUUCGAGGACUUCUGGAGGAUGGUGUGGGAGCAGAACACAGGCAUCAUUGUCAUGAUCACCAACCUGGUGGAGAAAGGACGAAGAAAGUGUGAUCAGUACUGGCCGACAGAGAACAGCGAGGAGUACGGUAACAUCGUGGUGACGCUGAAGAGCAGCAAGGUGCACGCCUGCUACACAAUCCGUCGCUUUACCAUCCGCAACACCAAAGUCAAGAAGGGUCAGAAGGGCAGUGUAAAGAGUCGUCAGAGCGAGAGAACAGUAAUCCAGUAUCACUAUACACAGUGGCCUGACAUGGGCGUUCCUGAGUACACACUGCCUGUGCUCACCUUCGUCAGGAAAUCUUCUGCAGCACAGACGCCCGAGAUGGGCCCCAUGCUUGUCCACUGCAGUGCUGGCGUGGGCAGAACAGGAACCUAUAUCGUGAUUGACAGCAUGCUGCAGCAGAUUAAGGAUAAAGGCUCUGUCAACGUGCUGGGUUUCCUUAAACACAUACGCACACAGAGGAACUACCUGGUUCAAACUGAGGAGCAGUAUGUCUUCAUUCAUGAUGCCUUGUUGGAGGCCAUACAGGGAAAGGAGACAGAGGUUUUGUCCAGCCAGCUGCACAGUUAUGUCAACAGCAUCCUGACCCCUGGCCGGAGCGGCAAAACCCGGCUCGAGAAACAGUUCAAGCUGGUGACUCAGUGUAAUGCCAGAUUUGCAGAGUGUUUCAGCGCACAGAAAGACUGCAACAAGGAAAAGAACCGCAACUCCUCCGUCGUUCCAUCGGAGAGAGCGCGUGUCGGUUUGGCUCCACUUCCUGGAAUGAAAGGCACCGAUUACAUCAAUGCCUCUUACAUCAUGGGUUACUACCGCAGCAACGAGUUCAUCAUUACCCAGCAUCCUCUGCCUCACACCACUAAAGACUUCUGGAGGAUGAUCUGGGACCAUAAUGCGCAAAUCAUCGUCAUGCUUCCCGACAACCAGGGGCUGGCUGAGGAUGAGUUUGUUUACUGGCCGAGUCGAGAGGAAGCCAUGAACUGUGAAGCCUUCACCGUCACGCUCAUUAGCAAGGACAGACUCUGCUUGUCCAACGAGGAGCAGAUCAUCAUUCAUGACUUUAUCCUGGAGGCUACACAGGACGAUUACGUGCUGGAGGUGCGUCAUUUCCAGUGCCCGAAAUGGCCCAACCCGGACGCGCCCAUCAGCAGCACGUUUGAGCUCAUCAACAUCAUUAAGGAAGAGGCCAUGACCAGAGACGGACCCACCAUAGUGCACGACGAGUAUGGAGCGGUAUCAGCGGGUAUGUUCUGUGCCCUCACCACUCUGAGUCAGCAGCUGGAGAACGAGAACGCUGUUGGAGUCUAUCAGGUGGCCAAGAUGAUCAACCUCAUGAGACCUGGUGUCUUCACCGACAUUGAGCAGUACCAGUACCUUUACAAGGCUAUGCUUAGUCUGGUGAGCACUAAAGAGAACGGAGCUGGUCCUGUGUCCAUAGAGCGAAAUGGCAGUAUGGCCCUGUCUGACGAAUCGGACCCUGCCGAGAGCAUGGAGUCUCUCGUCUGAAGCUCACACACACAUACACACACACACACACACACAUACACGCCAGGAGGCGCUUAACUUACUUUGUAAAACUUCAAGGACUAAGACAGACUUUUUUUCUGAGGCCUUUUUUGCCAGAACUCUUGGUUAAACGAAUAACCCAAUUACUUUUUUACACUGAUAAAAAGUUUUUUGAUAUUUAUUUUUUUUUUCGCCAUUUUAUGUCUUAAUGUUAUCCUACUGAACAUUUGCACCUCUGUUUUUGAGUUCACGACAACAAACAAAACACACUUCUGUCUAGUUUGCACUAUGAAAAUAUCAGUGUUACUGCCUACUUCAGUCCUACGCUCUCUACUUUUUAUUAUUUUUUUUUAUUAUUUUCACAACAACCAGGUUUUGACAUUCCAUCAUGAACCUACACUCGACAGCUUGGAAACAAUUGUGAAAAGAUUUAAAGAUUCAAGACUCCCACUCUCAUAUAAAAUCAAAAUCUUAAAAAACAAAAACAGAAGUUCAUUAACAUUCAGAGUCAUCGACAAGCAAUAUUGGAUUUCUGCGCUUAAUUUCAACACCAUAAAGGAUUCCUUUCUUUCUUUCUUUUUUUUUUUUUGCAUUAUGCAUCUAUUAAGCCUGUUAGAUUCAUUAACUUUCUGCAGGUGGUAUUAAAACAGCUACUGUGAACUUUAUUCUUUUUUUUAAUUUUUGAAUGAUUCAUAUUAUGCUUUUAAUAUAUAUAUGAAUAUAUCGUAUCUCAUUAUAACUUGUGGUUUUGUAAAAAUGUUAACUGUCAUAAGCAACUGGUUCCUUGCAGGCUUGGUUCAAUGGUUUUGCCUCAUGCUUUUCAAUAGCAGUCCACGUCCUCUCUAGCACCCCCUGCUGGUUUUCAUUUCUUUACUCUGCAGGCUGCUGCUAAAUGAUCUGAUUUCGCUUGAAUGGGGAAAUCCUAGUCAUUCUCGCUUUACUGUUGGCUAUUUAGUUUAUAAUUUACUCUCCAUUCAGUUCUGCAUACGUGAUUUGCAUCAGUCAGGUCUCGAUGCCUUUUGUAAAGUCUGAUCUCAUCUCUGCAGCUGUGUGAUGUGAGAGUGUGUGUCGUGUGUGGUGCUGAGUCAAUUUACUCGACAUAUAUAUAAAAUAUUCCAGGAGGAAAUGCAAACUGUACACAGUUCAUGUUGCUCACGUCCUGCCUCUGUGUCUCAAACUUCUUUCUUAUCACUUAUUUCAUAAACAUCAUGAAAAUCAAGACCAGGAGUGUGUGUGGACGGUGUGUAUCAUGUCACACAGCAGCACAAUGAUGGCCUUGUUAAUGCACCAGUUACCCAACAGCUGCACGAGGAACAUUUGAUUUGUCAAGUUUUACCAAAGACUUCAACUCAACAUCUCAUUUCCAUAGUAGCAAAUUUGCAAUCUAUUUGUGUCUGUGUCAGAUAUUGCAGAAUGGUGUGUGUGUGUAUGAAUUUCAUGAGGCUGAGGUCCCAGCUUGGUUCAUUUAGCACUUUUCCAAUUUUAUGAAAACGAUCACCAGAGACACAGUAAAAUGCAGAUUUUUUUUUUGUGAAAAUGUUGAAAUAUUUGUGCUUUUGCGAUGACAAGUUCAAGACUUUGAUACCACAUCCUUAAAAGGCACUGACAUUGUUAAUUUUGUGUCCUUUACAAAAAAAAACUGAACUGCAUUCUUGAUGACAUCUUGACUUUGCGUUGUAAUUUUUGUUCGCCCUUUUUCCUGAUGUCCAUCUUCUUGUUCAGCUUGAGUGUCGAGCCUUUGCUUAUAUGCUGCAAUUUAAACAGGAAUUUGUAUCUUUGUCUUAUUAUUUUCUUUGAAUGUACAUAUUUUUGCUUAUCUGUCCAUCAGUUUUCUUUGCAUUAUCCCCUGGUGUAUGUUUAUAGAAUUUUAUUUUCAUAUAAAGCCGUCUCAGAAUCUCAGCUCUCUGUAUGUUUUGUGCAAAAACAAAAAGUGUAAAAAAGAGAGAGAGAGAGAGAGAGAGAGAGAGAGAGAAUAAUCCAGUGGUUCAUUCACCGAGUGACUGACGUCUCAUGCCUCAUAUACCACAAGGCAGUGAUUGUGAUAUUCUCUUAUUAUUUUGUUGAUUGUUUUUCUUUAAAUGGGAUUAUAGGUUGUUUUUUAUUCUGAGGGUGUCAUAGGCAAGCUCCACUGAUUAAGUUUCCCUCAUUCACUUCUGUAAUGCAGGCGGGUGUUGAUCAACAUCAUAUACCCUGUUUUUGGCAUCUGGAAUACCACAAAACGAACGAAAAAAAUGUGUUUUUCUUGUUUUGUUGAAAGCUAUAUCAAAGCAUUCUAUUAUAGUGUUAUUUAAUAUGUAAAUUGUAUUGCUAUACAUAAAAUAAAAUAUGGGUUUUGAUGUACUUUAAGCAUAUCUA